Messenger RNA from Thermothielavioides terrestris NRRL 8126, 867 nucleotides. RefSeq lists its product as uncharacterized. The transcript has 2 exons. Bases 1 to 867 code for a protein of 288 amino acids. NCBI's taxonomy places the organism in Eukaryota, Fungi, Ascomycota, Sordariomycetes, Sordariales, Chaetomiaceae. The record is from RefSeq and is a predicted model, not a curated record.
AUGCCCAAGCGGCCGCUCACGUGGCUGAUUACAGGCUGCUCGUCGGGCUUCGGCCUCUCGCUGGCGCGGCUGGUGCAGGCCAACGGGCACAACCUGAUCGCGACGUCGCGCAACCCGGCGCGCGUGCCGGAGCUCGUGGCCGAGGUCGAGCAGAAGGGCGGCAAGUGGCUGGCGCUGGACGUCAACGACCAAAACUCCGGCCAGGUUAUCGAGGAGCUUGAGGCCGGCGGGCAGGCCAUCGACGUGCUCGUCAACAACGCCGGCUACUGCGUCUACGCGCCGGCCGAGUGCCUCGCCGAGGACGAGGUCCGCGGCCUGAUGGAGACGGCCUACUUCGGGCCCUACCGCCUGAUCCGCGCCGUGCUGCCGCACAUGCGCGCCCGCCGCUUCGGCGUUGUCGUCAACGUCAGCAGCGGCGCCGCGCUCGACGCUCGCGACAGCAUGGCCGCCUACGGCGCCGCUAAGGCCGCGCUCGAUGCCCUGUCCAGGACGCUCGUGAAGGAGGUGUCUCCGUUCAACAUACGCGUGCUGACGGUGCAGCCGGGCACGUUCAACACCAACAUGUUCAACGCGACGAUCCUGGGCCGCAACGCGCUGCCGGACGACUACCGGGGCUCGGUGGCCGAGCAGACGAUGCGGGGCCUGGCGAGCGGCGCGUUCCAGGCCGACGGCGACAAGGACAAGGCCAUGCGGGCCGUCUACGAGCUCGUCGUCGGCGAGGGCGUCGGGGCCGGCCGCGAGUCCGAGCGGCUCCUGCCCCUGGGCAGAGAUCUAGUUGCCAGGCUCAAGGGCGUGCAGGAGUACUACGCCCACGCCCUGGAGGUUUUUGGCGACGUUUGCAACAAUGUCUACCGGGAUGGGAGAUAA